AGGCCGGCAGUGGCCGCCUUACUGCUGCUUUGCCAAAGCACCGUUGCCGUAGCCGCAAGAGCAGUGUUUGCCCAUUUCAUGGUUGACAACACCGGCGGAUGGUCACAGAGUCAAUGGGAAACCGAGAUUGCCACAGCUGCGGCAGCCAGUAUCGACGCCUUUGCCCUCAACAUUGCCUCCGGCAGUCCCAUCAAUGACCAGCAGCUCGGGAACGCUUUCGCAGCAGCCAGCGCGAAGAAGUUCAAGCUCCUGUUCUCCUUCGACUACGCAGGUCUCGGUCCUUGGAACCGCGAUGCCGUGAUCUCUCUUCUCCGAACGUAUGCGCGCCACGGCGCCUACUUUCAGCACAAUGGGGCCAAGCCCCUGGUCUCAACCUUUGAAGGGCCCGACAAUGCCGCCGACUGGAAUGAGAUCAAGGCGCAGAUUGGGUGUUUCUUCAUGCCUGAUUGGUCCUCGAAAGGUGCCCAAGAGGCUUUGCGCCUUGGAGGUGGCGUUGCAGAUGGUCUGUUCAGCUGGGCAGCUUGGUCUUUUGACGGUGGUGCUAUGGACACCUACACGGAUGCGUCUUAUCUCCAAGCACUGAAGGGGCCCGACGAGAGCAAGCCGCGGAAACCGUUCAUGAUGGGCGUUUCGCCCUGGUUCUACACAAAUCUCCCGGGCUACGACAAGAACUGGAUGUGGCCAGUCCACACGAUGAACCUCUGGGCACAGCGUUGGGAGCAGGUUCUCUUCUUGCUUCCUGAUUAUGUCCAGAUCAUUAGCUGGAAUGACUUCGGAGAGUCCCAUCACAUCGGUGCUACACAUGCCUCGCCUCCAUUCACAGAUGGCAAGGCUACUUAUGACUACGUGACGGGGAUAAGUCACGAUGCGCUCCGCUGGCCCCUAUCCGUUUGGGCCCAGCAGUACAAAAAUGGUGUGGCAACCGUCACGCAGGAGAGCGUGUUGCUUUCGUAUUUGCCACAUGACGUCAAUAGCUGCAACGACGGCGGAACCGUGGUCAACACCGCGACGCAGCUGCAGCCAGAGUCUUUGCCCAGUGAUAUUCUCAACUUCCGGUAUAUCGGUUUUACAGCGACGCUAGUCUCAGAGGCGACGUUGACUAUCACCGUCGGCGGACAAGCUUUGUCGGCGGCAUGGUACAGCAAGCCAGCUGGUGGUGUAGGCGUGUAUUACGGCCAAGCCUACAUUACGGAUGGGCUCUCGGGCGAUGUACGGGCAACUCUGAAGCGCAACGGGGCCACCAUCGCCACUGUGAACGACGGGACUCGGAUCGGGGGUUGCAACCCCGCGGGCUAUGCCAACUUCAACCUCCAUGUUUAUGGCGGCAAGGCCAGCGGGGGGGUCUCGGCGCAGACGGUCUCUCGGAAUGAUCUGGUCUGUAUCCGCGGAACUGGAGCACCAGGCUUUACCGACAUCUGCGCCGCAGCCUGCGGGUUAGGCUACUGUCCCGAGUCCGCCUGUGUCUGUACCCAGCUGGGCCGGCAGCCUAAGAUGCCAGUGGCGACGCCCGUGACAGGCUUCGCCAAGAGCGAUACCAACUACAUCGGCCUCUGCAGCUUCACCUACACCUAUGGCUUCCGGUUUCCCGCGUACUGCUCGACCACCAAGCAGACCCUUUCCACCCCGAGUGUAUCGCCCUUUCUGCCAGAUGCCUGCACGGCGGGCCAUGGCCGUUCACAAUGGAGCGCAAACCAGAUCCCCAGCGGCAUGACGGAGCUCAUCCUGCCAGACGAGGACGAACUCACACUGAGGAACAUGUGCAACUUCGCCUGUGGCUAUGGGGUAUGCAUCUGUGCCACGUCUGCCGACAAUUCCAACGAGGCUGUAUAUGUCGUCUGUGACAAAUCCCACGUCUACACCACCGUGGACCUCAUCGAGGCGAACCUGGCCAGCAUCCCCCGCCGCUGCAUCAACACGUACCUUGGCCUCGCCAUGGCCGGGGAGCUCCAGCGCUCUCUCUCGACGUACACCGACAUGCUGGCAGACGGCUACGACGGCGACUUUGCCCGCUACAAGAAGUGGGUCCAGCAGUCCGUCCCAGACAUUGUCGACCGCUACACCCUGAGUGACGGGGGCAGGAGCUUCUUUUCGUGCACCCUGGGCUGUGUCCACUGCCCGGAUGGCGUCGAGUCAGGUCCGUAUCUCAAACCCACAGACUGCCCGACCACCUACCUCGACGAGUCGUACCACUGGACGCUCAACGACAAGGACGGCUACGACGCCGGCUUGGUCAAGGCCGGCGUCGACCCGGACUGGGUAGAGCUCCGCACGCGGCGGACGUACAUCAACCCGGGCUGCUGGCAGAGCCCCAACCUCCCUCCCGACCCGUGCCAGCUGUGCAGCUGCGCCUUCUACUACGGCUUCCCCGGCGCGAGGCGCGACUACGAGGUGCCCAACCCAAAAGAGCAGAUCGCCGCGUCCCUGGGCAACUUCACCCUGUUACACGACGAGCUCGGCUCGGCUGCUCAGUCCUCCGCCGCCGGGUUCUACUACGGCGAGUCGAGCGAGUACGUCGACGGCAGCCACCUGCUCGUGUUCAUGGCCAACAAGGCCGUCGAGUCGAUGCGGGACGUGCAAAAGCUGGCGGACGAGCUCGAGGCGGCGGAGCGGCUGGACGGCAUCCUGGGUUUCGUCACGGCGUUCCUGAUGAUCAUCCCCGGGAUAGGCUGGGCCCUGAGGGGAAUACCCAGCGCCAUAAUGAACAACCUCGGCAGGAUGCUCGUCCUGGCGGGCGACGCCGCCGGCGCCGCCCUGUCCAUCUACGGCUUCGUCCAGGACCCCGAGAGCGCCAUCCUCGGCAUCAUCGUGGCACUCUUCGGCGCAGGCGGUGCUCAGGGGUCCCGCGGGUUCUCGGCCGCCGCGGGCAAGACCCGGGACAUGCCGGGCAAGGAGAAGGACGCGUUUAACUCGUACUUUGGCGGGAGGGUUGCGCAGGUACAGAAGGUGAGCACGCGGGGGUCUGGGCAGAGCACCUGCUUUUGAAGAGUUAUGUUGCAGUUAGUUAUAUUACAAGGUCAAAGGCAUUUCUUCCUGUUCUGUCG
Microdochium trichocladiopsis is the source of this 3041-nucleotide messenger RNA. RefSeq names its product glycosyl hydrolase family 71-domain-containing protein. The record is from RefSeq and is a predicted model, not a curated record. Gene Ontology annotation, biological process: mating projection tip cell wall disassembly. The transcript is spliced from 6 exons. Bases 79 to 2982 code for a protein of 967 amino acids. Lineage: Eukaryota; Fungi; Ascomycota; Sordariomycetes; Xylariales; Microdochiaceae. Gene Ontology annotation, molecular function: glucan endo-1,3-alpha-glucosidase activity.